GGACAGUAAACAGGAAGUAGAACUCCACCGGGGACGGCCGUCCGGGUGAAAAAGACCAGGGUUUUAGCGGAUCUUUACCACUCCAGCCGCUGCGUGCGGGCGCUUUGAGUGCGUCCGUGUUUUGCCUCCCUCGUCCGUUCCUGCUGCAGUUGGAGAUAUUUUAUCCUGAUCCAGCGCCUGCCUUUCUACAAAAUUGUCACCAGAACCAUGGCCGAAUACUCCUUUGUGAAGUCCACCAAACUCGUGCUCAAGGGAACCAAGGCCAAGAGUAAGAAGAAAAAGAGCAAAGAGAAGAAGAGGAAAAGAGAGGAUGAUGAAGAAACCCAACUUGAUAUUGUUGGAAUCUGGUGGACAGUAACAAACUUUGGUGAAAUUUCAGGAACCAUAGCAAUUGAGAUGGAUAAAGGAACCUACAUACACGCACUUGACAACGGACUUUUUACCCUGGGAGCCCCACACAAGGAAGUUGACGAGGGCCCCAGUCCUCCAGAGCAGUUCACAGCCGUCAAGUUGUCCGAUUCCAGAAUUGCCCUGAAGUCUGGCUAUGGGAAAUACCUCGGCAUAAAUUCAGACGGACUCGUUGUGGGGCGUUCGGAUGCAAUUGGACCAAGAGAACAAUGGGAGCCAGUCUUUCAAGACGGGAAAAUGGCUUUACUGGCCUCCAAUAGCUGCUUUAUCAGAUGCAAUGAAGCAGGUGAUAUAGAAGCAAAGAGUAAAACAGCAGGAGAAGAAGAAAUGAUCAAGAUUAGAUCCUGUGCUGAAAGAGAAACUAAGAAAAAAGAUGAUAUUCCAGAAGAAGACAAAGGAAAUGUUAAACAGUGUGAAAUCAAUUACGUAAAGAAAUUUCAGAGUUUCCAAGACCACAAACUUAAAAUAAGUAAAGAAGACAGUAAAAUUCUUAAAAAAGCCCGGAAAGAUGGAUUUUUGCAUGAAACACUUCUGGACAGGAGAGCGAAAUUGAAAGCCGAUAGAUACUGCAAAUGACCAAGAUUUUGCCUCUGCCUUCUCUUGUUUUUUUCUGAAUAAAAUAACCAGUGCAUUUACAGA
Artibeus jamaicensis (Jamaican fruit-eating bat) is the source of this 1047-nucleotide messenger RNA. It is a transcript of the gene FRG1, whose product is annotated as FSHD region gene 1. The record is from RefSeq and is a predicted model, not a curated record. Lineage: Eukaryota; Metazoa; Chordata; Mammalia; Chiroptera; Phyllostomidae. Gene Ontology annotation, molecular function: actin filament binding. Gene Ontology annotation, cellular component: catalytic step 2 spliceosome; striated muscle dense body; nucleolus. Bases 208 to 984 code for a protein of 258 amino acids. The transcript is spliced from 9 exons.